Fusarium keratoplasticum is the source of this 969-nucleotide messenger RNA. RefSeq lists its product as uncharacterized. The transcript is spliced from 2 exons. Gene Ontology annotation, cellular component: plasma membrane. Bases 1 to 969 code for a protein of 322 amino acids. Gene Ontology annotation, biological process: signal transduction. Gene Ontology annotation, molecular function: GTPase activity; GDP binding; GTP binding. The record is from RefSeq and is a predicted model, not a curated record. NCBI's taxonomy places the organism in Eukaryota, Fungi, Ascomycota, Sordariomycetes, Hypocreales, Nectriaceae.
AUGGACGUUCAAGACUGGCAAGCGAGCAGACUCAGAAUCAGGAAUAGUCGUUACCUUCAGAACGGCAAUGUGAAGCCAUGGCCUUGGAGUAUUCAAAUUCAAAUACUCGGCGCAGAGGGAAGCGGACGACACAGUUUUCUGGAUAGGAUAUGUCUCGACGAGUUUAUACCCAACGACGACCCCUUCACAGAACGCGACAGCGCCUGCAAGCAAACCCACCUCCGAGGCCUCGCCUGCAACGUCUGGCUCGAGACGCCCAUGUCUCUCACAUCCCACGGCGACGGCUUCGCCCUCUCCAAGCAGGAGCUCUUCUACUGGCUCACCCGCGGCAUGCGCGACUGCGACGCCCUCAUACUAGUCUAUGACCUCACAGACCCCAGCAGCUUCCGGGAGCUAUGCGAGUUUUGCGCCCGCUGCGAGCUCGAGGGCGUUGGGGUGGCGCCUGGGUCUAGUCUGCCGUGUCUUGUUGUUGGCGCAAAGGCGGACUUGCCGAAUCAGGAGCAUGUUCAUGAUGGGGAGCGGUUGGCUAAGCGUCUGGGAGGUCGCUUCGUCACUUGCUCCUCACGGACGGGCGAAGGCUUCCCGGAGCUGAUGGAGGCGGCGAUUGGACCAGUGGUGGAUGCAAGGACGGCGCUUAUACAGGAGAGCGAGGAUAUGUUGGGUCAGGCAAUACGGGCGUUGCUGGCGUGGGCGGGAGAAAAGAGGACAGGCUUGAGAAAACGACUGAGCAAGAGGAAAAGAACAUCAGAGCCUCGACGGCCCGUGUCACGACCGAGAUGCACGGGAGCACCUCCACGAUGGACAAUGAGGAGCUUGAUCUCUCUGCCUCUAUGCCAGAGCCUGCAGGGAAUGAGCAGCUUUGACUCGGAGAACAGCGAAGCUUCACUCCUGGUCCCGUGUCCGCCGGAGUGGCAGCUCUCGGUGGACCUGGUCGAGCCGGCCGCGACAGACUGGGCGCCGAGGUUCUAA